This is a messenger RNA of Hemiscyllium ocellatum (epaulette shark), 1551 nucleotides long. It is a transcript of the gene fbxo15, whose product is annotated as F-box protein 15. Gene Ontology annotation, molecular function: protein binding. The transcript has 11 exons. Lineage: Eukaryota; Metazoa; Chordata; Chondrichthyes; Orectolobiformes; Hemiscylliidae. The coding region runs from base 1 to 1551 and encodes 516 amino acids. The record is from RefSeq and is a predicted model, not a curated record.
AUGUCCAAGGACCUUAACCUCAAUCAAGGCGUCCCUUCAUUACAUGGGAACAGGGCAGUGCUAGAAGACAGUGAGUCCAGGGAUAAACCAGAGGCCACUGUAAUCCCCGUACCUGACCACGCGUCUGGCCGGUUUCCAUGGCAACAGGUGGUGGUUGGGGCCAACGGCCUGGGCAGCGCAUGGCCAUCAGGUCGAACUAAAGGUGGUAAAUUGAGAUCUGCAAGCAUAAUUACAAUUGAGAGCUUACCAUGGGAAGUUCUACAGCAAAUCUUUUCCUACUUGGAUAUAUCAUCCUUAUUGUGUGCAGGCUGUGUGAGCAAGUCCUUCUAUCAGGUAGCUAAUGACAAUUUAAUUUGGCACAGAAUCUACUGCAGGUAUUUUGCAUGUAAGCGAAAUGCCUGGAAGCCCAAGGGUGUAGCCAUAGCUACUGAGAAACUAAGCAGAAUUACAAUCCAGGACUGUCCAACAGGAUUCUGGAAAAAAGAGUACAUAUCCAAAUGUGCAGGUCUGGGCACAAGAAGAGUGGGGCAGUUGUUGAAAUCCAUCAACCGUUAUACAGGAUUGCCAUCCAAGUACAAAGAAGCUGUGAAAGCUCUUGGAAUUACUUGGAUAAUAGUUCUUCGAGAAAGAAAUGGGAAAGAACAUGUCAAGGAGCAAAGUAAGGCCUACUUCAAUGACACGUCUGCUACUUUAUGCUGGAACAGUACAGUUUGGCCAUCUCUUACUAGUCUGAAAGCACUCUAUGUGUAUGGAGUCACACCUUUGUUUCAUCUAAGCAAAACUCUUGCAAUAAAUGGGCCUCGCCGGCGAUCUCUAUUUGCGGAAUAUGAUCUCACAAAUCUGGAAAAAUUGAGUACGUAUGUAGGUGGAGACAAGCUCAUCAAGCUGCAGUGCUUAUACCCUGGCAUGUUGUUGGGAUGUUGGCAAGAAGAUGGAGAAUUGGCAGUUAUCAUUGCAAGUUUUCACUGCCAUCAGCUCAUUGAGAAGAGUACUUUCGGAUCAGUCACUUGCCAAUAUUCGCCACCACCUCAUGAGCCAGUGUUGGAUGAUAUUGAUCCAGAAUAUGGGCUGCAUGGCUACCAUUGCCACAUUGCCUUACAUAAUGGAAAAAGUUGUUUCAUGUCUGGUAGUUUCCAUAACAUCUUCUGUAGAAAAGAGUUCAUCCAGAAUGGCUUUUUGCAAAUAACAGUUAUCAGUUCAAAUAAAGAAUCACAGCACAGCACCAUCAGUGGAAAUCUCUACUUACCUUGGAAUGUAGAAUCCCUAAAAGGAAGUAUACAGCACUGUUGCUUAAUGGAUGUGACUGUUCUGGAUGAAGCAGAAAAACCAUUUUGGAGUGUAAGCUCGCCAGUAGCUCUGCACUCAGUUAGUACAUCUACUAUAAGAUAUAGUUACCUGGGCGAGAGACAGGCAAUUGAUUACGAGGAUCCAGAAGGAAAAGUUCAUAUAGAGCUAAUGUGGUUGGAAGAAGAACAACAAUAUUACAUUGUCAACCUUGUCCUUUAUUUUAUUGUUAAAAAAAUAAAUGCCUGGUUUGCAACAAAUUACUAA